AUGACAACCUCUUACGAGAAAGCCCUUCACCAAAUCGACCAAGCCCAUUCCGAAGACCCUCACCGAAUCCCCUACCCGAACGCCUCCCAACUCACAUCACAACAAGAUGAAGUCCAAGAAAACGAAACAAUCCCCUACGAACUCCACUACGCCACCAAAAUGACCCAGUACCUCGAUAAACGCCAGCCGCACGCAUCCGAUUUCCUCCGCCUCGCUAUCCGCGCUCAACACUUUCGUCGCUGGGAGGUUCCGAGGAACAGUUAUCCGAUGACUAAAAUUGGUUAUCAUUCGUGGAGGAAUUUUCUUGCGAAACGGCAGGCUGAGCUUGUUGUUGAGAUCUGUGUGGAGAGUGGGUAUACACAGGAAGAGGCGGAGAGGGUUGGUGCGUUGGUGAGAAAGGAGGGGUUAAAGCGUAACCCUGGGGAGGAGGAUGAAACGCAGGUCCUGGAAGAUGUGGCCUGUUUGGUAUUCUUGGAUGAUCAGUUUGAUGAUUUUGAGAAGGGAAUCAAAGAUGAAGAGAAGGUGGUUACUAUUCUGAGGAAGACGUGGGUGAAGAUGUCCAGCAAGGGACAGGCGAUGGCAAUUGAGUUGAGUGGGGAGAUGUCGGAGAGGGCGAGGGGAUUGGUGCAGAAGGCUUUGAGUGGUUGA
Messenger RNA from Aspergillus ruber CBS 135680, 648 nucleotides. RefSeq names its product DUF4202 domain-containing protein. The transcript has a single exon. The coding region runs from base 1 to 648 and encodes 215 amino acids. NCBI's taxonomy places the organism in Eukaryota, Fungi, Ascomycota, Eurotiomycetes, Eurotiales, Aspergillaceae. The record is from RefSeq and is a predicted model, not a curated record.